Tricharina praecox is the source of this 937-nucleotide messenger RNA. RefSeq names its product putative methyltransferase-domain-containing protein. The transcript has a single exon. NCBI's taxonomy places the organism in Eukaryota, Fungi, Ascomycota, Pezizomycetes, Pezizales, Pyronemataceae. The coding region runs from base 224 to 910 and encodes 228 amino acids. Gene Ontology annotation, cellular component: cytoplasm; nucleus. The record is from RefSeq and is a predicted model, not a curated record.
CCGCAGGCUCUUGGUUCUCAUCAUCGGCGCUACAAUUCCGAUUGUCCAGGGAAUGGGAUCCGGCGCCGUGUAUGUACUCCCUUCCCAAAUAUCACUCGCGCACGCGGUACCAGUUCAUCAACAGGUGACACUACCUGACACCACGUGACACCACGCCACAAAUUUCCGCACCAGAUUUUAUCACGCGGGGACCGCCGCGACGCCGCCCUCCCCAACCGCCACGAUGCCCCCCUCGCCCGCGCACACGACCAAAUCCAGCCCGACGCUGCACUACCCCCUGCAGCACCUUCUGCAGCACGCGCCGCUGGUACUGCACCAGAACUCUUCGGCAGGCAGCACGACCGGCAGCACGCUGUGGACGUCGUCGCAAGUGCUGACGGCGUUCCUGCCGACGCUGGGGCUUUCGGCGGGGCGGGCCCUGGAGCUGGGCGCCGGGAUCGGGCUCGCGUCGCUGGCGCUUGCGGCCGCGGGCUGGGACGUUACCGCUACCGAUGUCGGCGACGCUAUGCUGCUGCUGAGGAGAAAUGUCGCGGAGAAUGCCCCGGGCAUGCUGGGAAAAGUGGGUGUGCGCGAGCUGGAUUGGUUCACGGGCGAGGAGGACGUAAGGGAACACUGGGAUCUGGUAAUCACCGCGGAUACUCUGUAUGUGCUGGAAUUGGUCGCGCCGUUGAUGAGGACUAUUGUGGCUGCGGCGGCGGGACGGGGUGCGAGCAAGCCUGCCGUGGUCUACAUGGCCGUCGAGGUCAGGGAUACGGCGCUUGUGGAGGUUGCGCAGAGGGAGGCCGCGUGCGUGGGGUUGAGGAUCAGGACGGUGCCGAGGACGAGGGUGAGGAAAGCGGUCAAGGCGGCGCUUGGAUGGGAAGAGGAACAGUGGGCUGGGGUGGAGGUUUGGAGGUUGGUUAAGAUGUAGGAUUAUAGUGGUAAAAGAGACAAAUAC